AUGUAUUUCUUUAUCUCUGUUUAUAUUGAUCUUUUGUUUUAUCUUUAUGCUUUUUUUCUUUCUUUCUUUUUCUUCCUCAAUUCCUUUGCGUUUCUAUAUUAUUUUUGUUUAUUAUUUUCUUUUACAUUAUUUCUUUCUUCCUUUUCUUCCUCAUUUUCAGUUUUUUUUUCCCACUUCUUUUUCGCUGCUCUUUUCAAUAUUAGCAAACUUUUCUCGCUUGCACUUUUUUUUUGUCUUUCUUUACUAAACUCUGUUUCCUUACUCUUUCUUCUUUUUUCUUUCUUUUUUCUUUCUUUCUUUCCUUCUUUCUUUAAUUCUUUAUUUAUUUGCUUUCUUUCUUUCUUUCUUUCUUCUUCUAUUCAAUUUCUUUCUUUUUUUCUUUCUUUAAUUCUUUCUUUAAUUCUUUAUUUAUUUGCUUUCUUUCUUUCGUUCUUUCUUUCUUUUUCUUCUUCUAUUCAAUUUCUUUCUUUCUUUCUUUCUUUCUUUCUUUCUUUAAUUCUUUAUUUAUUCGCUUUCUUUCUUUCUUCUUCUAUUAAAUUUCUCUUUCUUUCUUUCUGUUAUAUUUACAAAUUUCGUCUUUCGCCUGUCCUAUAUUUUUUCCUGUCUUAUGAAGUUCGUUGUUGCUUGUAUAAUUGA
This is a messenger RNA of Acanthosepion pharaonis, 636 nucleotides long. The record is from the annotation of a GenBank genome assembly. Lineage: Eukaryota; Metazoa; Mollusca; Cephalopoda; Sepiida; Sepiidae.